GACAGUGAGACUGGACGUUGGGGGUAACGCACUCUUGAGUAAUCGCGCUAACUGGCAGAUUAGAUCACGUGUUUGAAUGCCGCGGGCGGGAAACGCAAGUUGGGCACGAAGCUAUUAGUAAGGAAAUGGCCUAGUAUUUCAGGCAUAGUUGCGACCAAGAACUGUGCGUUUUCCUUGUUUCUCACUGAAACCUGUAAAGCAGCCGCAGUGUUUAACUUACAGGAACUGUGGCAUUGGAAUACAUUUAUUUAUUUUUUGUCGGUAAGUCAGCAGCCACGCUAGACCGAGUUUUGUUCUGGGCGAAUGAACUUGGAGCGGCGGAAUUGAACUAGCAAGCCUUCACAAUGUCUGAGGAUUCCAGGCUUGAAAAGACAGCAAAAGAGGUACGACGACUAGCAGAUGGAUAUGUGCAAAAUGAAGAUACAGAGAGCACAUCCAAAGAAAUGCAAGUAAGGAACCGUCCUUACUGUUCCACUUCUGAAGGGGCCUCAGGUUCAGAAAAAGAUGUAGCUGCUCAUGAUGGCAAAUCAGUAGAUUAUUUUGAAGCUCUUAAUUCAAACUUAGAAAGCCUACAGCAGCGAGCUCAACAAUUGAUCGAUGAGAUCAAUGAGAGCAGAAAGAAGGACCACACGUUGAUGAGCAAUUUCAGAGAAAACCUCAUGCUGAAAGUUUCAGAAUUGUCACAGAAGUUAGAAGAAGGAAUGUAUGAGAUUUAUGAUCACCAUAACAAAUUGAUUCAGGAUACUUUACAUGAACUGCCUGUUAUUAUGGAAAGGAUUGCACAGUUAGAGGCAGAUCUCAAGCAAGUGUGCCAGACUGUUGUGACUGUGUAUAAGGAUAUUUGUGUGCAACCUGAAAUGUAAUUUUGUUUUAAUAAAGACAAAAAGCCAGAGCCUCAAACUUAACAUUUCACUUAAUGUGCAUGAUUGACAACGGAGAUGAGCAUGUUUUCCAAUUUAUAGUAAAAUAUGUAUGCAAGGAUAUAAAUAUGUGCACUUUUGGAGUACCCAAAAGAAGAUGGUAAAUUGGUGAGGGGGAUACUCUCUUGUCUGUUAACAUGAUUUUUUCUUUAAAACAAACGUGUUCAGUUAUAAUGGAGAAGCCUAUGUCUAACAUGACAGUAGUCAUUUACUAACAUUGUACCAACUGAUAUAUCGUUUUGAUUUUUAACCAAAGAAAAGGUUUUUGUAAUGUUAUUAAAAUUAAAACAGGACCUGUUCAAAAAGAGUUUAUGUAAAUGGUAGAGAGUGUGAGAUUUAUUAUGAUUAUACAAGUACAUAAUAUAUUUAUUGAAUUAAAACUUUUUUGGUUUACUGUUUCAUACAUGUGCCCCUUACACCUGCCACAUUUUUCUAGGGUGUUUCAUGUAGCAUCUUCCAAGCGUAACCUUUUUUUUCCCUCUCACUACUGAUGAGGUGUAACAAUCUUAGGGCCCAGCCAUAGAUGAAUUGUUAGUCCUUCAACUUGCUUAUAGGUAUGUAUGCUCUGUGUGAAUGAGUGAAAUAUGUAUUUUUUGGUUGAUUAGUCUUAGAAGUUUGUUGACAUGUCGGUGGUGUUAGAUGAGUGGAACAAGGUCCCGCCCCUUCCUCUUCCCUGGGUCUGAGCCUAUAAACAGUAACACUUGUCACUGUUAUUCAGAUGGAGGCAUACUUUGCAUAGGAGAACUCUGUGGAGUUCAUCGUAUAAAGUGGUCAGUGCUUGUCAACCUGUAUGAGACUUGUAAGUACGCUGCUUUUGAAAACAUUUUUUCUUUAGUAUCACUAAUGAUUCAUCAUACAGACUAUUAAUUGCUGAUUUUCUGAUGUAACUCUUAAGAAAUGAUUAAAAGUUUUUUUCACUA
Molecule: messenger RNA, 1840 nt
Organism: Protopterus annectens (West African lungfish)
Lineage: Eukaryota; Metazoa; Chordata; Ceratodontiformes; Protopteridae
Gene: SYCE2
Product: synaptonemal complex central element protein 2
Exons: 4
Coding region: 345-863 (172 amino acids)
Biological process (GO): synaptonemal complex assembly
Cellular component (GO): central element
Source: RefSeq, a predicted model, not a curated record